AUGACUCGCCCUCAGAACGUUGGAAUCAAGGCUAUCGAACUAUACGUUCCUGGCCAGUAUGUCAGCCAGGCUGACCUGGAAUUCUUUGAUAAGGUCUCGUCAGGAAAGUACACUAUUGGCUUGGGACAGACCAAGAUGGCAUUCGUCAACGACAGAGAAGAUAUCUACUCCAUGGCAUUGACUGUCUGCAGCAACUUGCUUAAAAACUACAACAUCGACCCUAAUUCCAUCGGUAGACUGGAGGUGGGAACUGAGACGCUUCUUGACAAGAGCAAGAGUGCCAAGUCCGUGUUGAUGCAGCUCUUUGGCGCCAACACCGACAUUGAGGGUGUGGACGCCUUGAAUGCAUGUUAUGGUGGCACCAACGCUGUUUUCAACGCGAUCAACUGGGUUGAGUCCUCUGCCUGGGACGGCAGAGACGCGAUUGUUGUUUGUGGAGACAUCGCCAUUUACGACAAGGGUGCAGCCAGACCAACUGGUGGUGCAGGUACCGUCGCCAUGUUGAUCGGCCCAGACGCUCCUAUUGCUUUCGAGCCAAUCAGAGGUUCAUACAUGCAACAUGCAUACGACUUCUACAAGCCAGACUUCACUUCUGAGUAUCCUGUGGUCGAUGGUCACUUCUCGCAAACAUGUUACAUCAAAGCGGUCGAUGAAUGUUACGCCAGCUACUCCAAGAAAGCUGCUGCCAAAGGCUUGAGCAAGUCCAAGUUUGUUGGUGUGAAGUUCUUUGACUACAACGUGUUCCACGUUCCAAACUGCAAGUUGGUUGCCAAGUCUUACGGAAGAAUGCUGUACAACGACUUCAGAGAGGAUCAGUCUGGCUUCCCAGAUGUUGACGUGGGGCUUGCUUCCGUUGACUACGAAGCUUCUUUGACUGACAAGGCUCUAGAGAAGACCUUCGUCAAUGUUGCCAAGCCUCUUCACAAGGAGAGAGUUGCCCCAUCUCUGGAGGUGGGAACUAACGUCGGCAACAUGUACACUGGAUCUGUUUACGGAUCGCUAGCUUCUUUGUUGUACUACGUGGGCAACGAGGCUCUACAGGGUAAAAGAAUUGGUCUUUUCUCCUAUGGUUCUGGACUUGCUGCUUCUCUUUUCUCUGUGAAGGUUACCGGAGACAUAUCCCACAUUGUCAAGGUUCUUGACAUUCAACAGAAGCUUGACAGCAGAAUACAAAAGACACCAGAGGAGUACGAGGCUUGUUUGAACUUGAGAGAGAAAAUCCAUCUGCAAAAAUCCUUCAAGCCAUCUGGAGACAUCGAGUACAUUCCAAAGGGAUCUUACUACUUGGCCGAGAUCGAUGACAAGUUCAGAAGAAUCUACGAAAUCAAGAAAUAG
Molecule: messenger RNA, 1335 nt
Organism: Ogataea angusta
Lineage: Eukaryota; Fungi; Ascomycota; Pichiomycetes; Pichiales; Pichiaceae
Exons: 1
Coding region: 1-1335 (444 amino acids)
Biological process (GO): acetyl-CoA metabolic process; ergosterol biosynthetic process
Molecular function (GO): hydroxymethylglutaryl-CoA synthase activity
Source: RefSeq, a predicted model, not a curated record